This is a messenger RNA of Clupea harengus (Atlantic herring), 777 nucleotides long. It is a transcript of the gene rpl15, whose product is annotated as ribosomal protein L15. The record is from RefSeq and is a predicted model, not a curated record. Gene Ontology annotation, biological process: cytoplasmic translation. Gene Ontology annotation, molecular function: RNA binding; structural constituent of ribosome. Gene Ontology annotation, cellular component: cytosolic large ribosomal subunit; ribosome. NCBI's taxonomy places the organism in Eukaryota, Metazoa, Chordata, Actinopteri, Clupeiformes, Clupeidae.
CAGGAACCCAAAACAGGGACAGUCGUCACUGCCUGUUUCAAAAGGCAUGCUGGGAUCUUUCUCUUUCUUUCCGGCUGGUACGCCAUCAUCUGAUACAACAUGGGAGCGUACAAGUAUAUGCAGGAGUUAUGGAGGAAGAAGCAGUCCGACGUGAUGCGUUUUCUGCUUCGUGUUAGAUGUUGGCAGUACCGCCAGCUCUCCAGCCUCCACCGUGCUCCUAGACCCACCAGACCCGACAAAGCCCGUCGUCUGGGAUACAAGGCUAAGCAAGGCUACGUUAUCUACCGUAUUCGUGUGCGCCGUGGUGGCCGCAAGCGCCCCGUUCCCAAGGGUGCCACCUACGGAAAGCCUGUGCACCAUGGUGUCAACCAGAUCAAGUUUGCCCGCAGCCUUCAGUCAGUUGCUGAGGAGCGUGCUGGCCGUCAUUGCGGAGGUCUCCGGGUGCUGGCCUCUUACUGGGUGGGUGAAGACUCCACGUACAAAUUCUUUGAGGUGAUCCUGAUCGACACCUUCCACAAGGCCAUCAGGCGCAAUCCCGACACCCAAUGGAUCACCAAGGCGGUGCACAAGCACAGGGAGAUGCGUGGCCUGACAUCGGCAGGCAAGAAGAGCCGCGGCCUGGGCAAGGGCCACAAGUUCCACCACACCAUUGGAGGCUCUCGCCGUGCCGCCUGGAGAAGACGCAACACCAUCCAACUGCAUCGUUACCGCUAAGCAGCGACCUAGCUCAGUCUGUACAUGUCGCCAAAAUAAAAAUGAUUCUUUUUAUGAUGGUCA